Messenger RNA from Pygocentrus nattereri (red-bellied piranha), 745 nucleotides. RefSeq names its product C-X-C motif chemokine 11 (gene cxcl-c13b). NCBI's taxonomy places the organism in Eukaryota, Metazoa, Chordata, Actinopteri, Characiformes, Serrasalmidae. The coding region runs from base 22 to 384 and encodes 120 amino acids. Gene Ontology annotation, molecular function: CXCR chemokine receptor binding; chemokine activity. Gene Ontology annotation, biological process: chemokine-mediated signaling pathway; cellular response to lipopolysaccharide; neutrophil chemotaxis. The record is from RefSeq and is a predicted model, not a curated record. Gene Ontology annotation, cellular component: extracellular region. The transcript is spliced from 4 exons.
ACUAGGACACACACUUUCACAAUGAAGUCCACACUACAUACCCUCUCUGCUCUACUGGCUGUGGGCCUCUAUAUUCUUCUUACUGCUCAGGUGGGAGACAGUCAACAUGUUCCGACACGCUGCGAGUGUCAAAAAUCCAUGAGAGCAGUCCGAGGACCAUUUUCAGAUAUUAAAGUCUCAUUAAAAGGACAUGGUUGUGAUAAAGAUGAGAUCAUAGUAACGCUGAAGAGUAACAACAAGCAAAUGUGUCUAAGUCCUAAGGAACGUCAAGGAAAAAGACUGCUGAAAUGCUGGCUCAAGAUGCAAAAAAAGGGGGAAGAUGUAAAGAAAUGCAUUCAAAGACUGAGACCUCAGAAAAGACGUCGACAGAAGAAGCGCACUUGAUCCAAGAAGCUCGUAUCAUGUGAAGCCUGGCGGAAUCGCUGCUAACAAUCUUCAAGAAACACUAAUGCAAGUGUCCACACAGUGAAAGAUCACAACUGCUUCUCCAUGUAUGGUCUGGACAAUGGACUAAUCAUGGUCUAUAUAAGCUUCUAGAGAGGGCUGGCCCCACUCAAAAGGCAUGAAGACAAUGAUGAAGAUGGAACACUAGAAAGUAAACAGUUUACAUUACAAUGUAAUGUUUUGGCCAGUUCAAUUUGCAUGCCGCUACUGAUGCUAUAUGUUUGUCAAACUGUUCAUUUUUAUGAUAAUGUGUAUUUUAGUAUAUCAGAAAUCUAUAUAAUAAAUGAAAACAAAAAACACA